GUUCCCCUAUAGUAUCAGAAUCUCCAAUUCCACUCAAUUUUCAAAAACCCUUCUCUCUCUCUCUCUCUUCAGUCACUAUGAAACAGCACGCAACAGUUGCUUCCACAGCUGACACGUGUAAAACCAUCGAAAUCGCCGUCGUCGAGCGGCAGCAUCACCGUUCUCAGCCGCUACUUCCGCCGCAAGCUAUUAAGCUUUCACCGGUACCAACCGCCGACGAUAAUCCCUAUGAUUUUGAAGUUAAUUACAGUUGCGCCGAUGACAACGAGGAAGACUUUUUCAUUCCUCCUCUUAACUUCGCUAUGGUUGAUAAUGGCAUUUUCCGGUCUGGUUUCCCUGAUGUAGAUAACUUCUCGUUUCUUCAAACGCUUGGACUUCGUUCUAUUAUAUACCUGUGUCCAGAGCCAUAUCCAGAAGCAAACAUGGAGUUUCUCAAGGAAAAUGAUAUUCGCUUGUUUCAGUUUGGAAUUAAAAAUAGCAAAGAACCUUUUGUAAAUAUUCCAGAAGAGAAAAUUCGUGAAGCAUUGGGGGUUCUAAUUGAUGUUAGAAAUCACCCGGUGUUGAUCCACUGCAAACGUGGGAAGCACCGAACUGGUUGCCUUGUUGGAUGCUUGAGAAAAUUGCAGAAGUGGUGCCUAACUUCUGUGUUUGACGAGUACCAGCGUUUUGCUGCUGCCAAAGCAAGAGUAUCAGAUCAGAGGUUUAUGGAGCUUUUUGAUGCAUCCAGCUUCAAACAACAGUCACUGCCAUUUUCGUGUUCAAAGAGGAGUAGAACUGGUUCUCUCCAUCUGGGUUCGUCCUGCCAACUAUGAUUAAACCAAGGCAGCUACUAGAAAGCAAGUUGUACCGGUGAUGCGACCUGGUGUCUGGUUCUCUGAUAAAUAUCUUUGUGUAACUUAUUAGUAUGUUGUAGCCUAUCAUCUGUACUAGAAGCUUUAAUUAUAGUUGUAACUAGGAAGGUCUAGCAAGCCAACAAGUGCUCAAUGAUUCUGUUGGGUUAGAAGAAACGAGUCUCUUGUAGUUUUUGCAUAUUUCAACACAAUGACUUAAAUCCCA
Molecule: messenger RNA, 1056 nt
Organism: Solanum verrucosum
Lineage: Eukaryota; Viridiplantae; Streptophyta; Magnoliopsida; Solanales; Solanaceae
Product: probable tyrosine-protein phosphatase DSP4
Exons: 6
Coding region: 78-812 (244 amino acids)
Biological process (GO): protein dephosphorylation
Cellular component (GO): cytoplasm
Molecular function (GO): phosphatase activity
Source: RefSeq, a predicted model, not a curated record